This is a messenger RNA of Amphimedon queenslandica, 882 nucleotides long. RefSeq names its product vasohibin-1-like. The record is from RefSeq and is a predicted model, not a curated record. Lineage: Eukaryota; Metazoa; Porifera; Demospongiae; Haplosclerida; Niphatidae. Gene Ontology annotation, cellular component: cytoplasm. The coding region runs from base 22 to 828 and encodes 268 amino acids. The transcript is spliced from 8 exons. Gene Ontology annotation, biological process: regulation of angiogenesis.
CCAUAGUAACUGGACACCAUCAUGGCGGAUGAAGGCAAAGUAGUCCAAAAGGAUGUCCCUGCCCCCAAUCCUCGUCUAAACAAGUACUACUGGUUGGUCAAUACGGAGGGAUUUCCAAUCAGCUCUUCAACUUGGGAAAAAAUGUGGGAUUAUGUGAUUGUCACUCAUCCCCAGGGACACGAUGUUGCUGAGUCUAUUAGAGGGAAGACCAAUAAGAGGGUACCAUAUCCUAAUGCUCCUGUCAUACAACCAAGUGCCUCUAUACCGUCAAGUCUUUCAUCAGUACAGGAAUAUUUACAAAAAUUACAAUACAACUACACUGGGAUGCAAUUCUUUGAUGUAAAGAGAUACAAGCCUUUAUCAAGACUGAUGGAUAUGGCUAAAGAUAUGAUUAAAGAGUCUCUCCCAAUCAAAUGUCUUGAAGCUGUCAUAUUGUCCCUCUACUUGACUUCACCUUUAACUUCAUUGCAACGGUUUACCAUACGAUUCAAGUCAAACCAUGAAGGAAGGUGCUACAGACAUGUAGUCCUAGGAGUUCAUCAAGGUGGUAUAUAUGGAUCACUGGGUCUUAGUAGAAGACUCUCACUUAUGUAUAAACCAUUUCACUACAAGUCAUUAACUGAUUUAAUAAAAGACUUCAUUGCCUCUUACUCAGAAUGUAAACAUGAACUCCAGUACAUUAAAUUAGGGUCUCCUGUAAUACAUGACACUAGAAGCUGUGAGCAAAUACAAUGGAAGUUUUUAGUAAUUUCAUUAAAAGAUAUCGAUAGUCCUGCUUCACUUAAGAGAGUGUUGGACAGAUACUGCAGAGCAAUAAGAACUUUAUGAGUUUUGAUAAUGCAAAUUUUUUAAUUGCAACAAUAAUUGCACUCAAUAAAAAAA